AUGUCGGAUCGAUAUCGUCGUCGCGACGACGAUCAGGAUCUCGCCUAUGGUAGAGACUACUCCGACAGUCGCGCUUAUAACGAUCAGCCUGGCGCUCAUGGAAAUCCAGACCGGGGCAUUAUAGGUGAUACAUUCAAGAAAUUCAAAUCAAAAUACGAUCAACACCAGCAAGGCCAAAGACCACCUCAAGAUUUCGGCUACGGCAGCAAUCCGAGUUCGAGCACUGUAGGUUCGCAGCAGUAUGGAGCCGGCUCAGGUUAUGCUGGUGGUCCUUACAAUCCUCAGUCUCAAGCUCAGCAAUACAGUCAAUCUGCCUAUCCCGGAGGCCCACCACCACAAAAACCUCAACAAAAGCCAGCUGUUACCGACAAAAUACUCGGUGGUCUAUUGGGCUCAGUCACUUCCAUUGGACAAGACAUAGGAAAGAUAGUCGGUGGAUCUCACAGCCAACGUCCACCUCAAGGUCAAGCACAUUAUGGUGAUCAGAGCGGUCUGCAGACCAACCUUCAAGCUCAGGUGCCGUCAAGGCCGACCAAAAAUCGUUACGACAGCACUUUCGCUGGGCCAAAGCCAGAAAACGAUGUCAAGUGGUAUGUAGAUGGAUGCAGCUAUAUGUGGGCUGUCAGUCAAGCUCUCGAGAACGCUCGCCAAACCAUCUGGAUCCUGGACUGGUGGCUGUCACCAGAAUUGUAUCUACGAAGACCUCCUGCCCGCAAUGAAGAAUGGCGUAUCGACAAAGUUCUGCAAAGAGCCGCAAAUCGUGGUGUUAAGGUGAACAUCAUCGUCUACAAGGAGGUCACGCAGGCACUUACCUUGAGCUCGUCGCACACCAAACAUGCUCUGGAGAAUCUCUCACCAAAUAUUGGAGUCUUUCGACACCCGGAUCAUCUCCCAGAUGCUCAAACUACUCAUUCGUCCUUGAUCUCUGGACUGCAAGGACUCAAACUUGACUUUGCCGGGUUGUCCAAGAUGGGUGCUGAUUCAUUGAAAGGACUCUACGGUCUUACUGAUGGCGUGAUCUUAUACUGGGCUCAUCACGAAAAGCUCUGCCUCGUAGAUGGCAGUGUUGCCUUUAUGGGUGGUCUAGACCUCUGUUACGGUCGUUGGGAUACCAAUACACAUCCUAUCGCAGAUGCUCAUCCGUCCGACCUCAACAAGAUCGUCUUUCCAGGCCAAGAUUUCAACAAUGCUCGGGUCUCCGAUUUUUCUGAGGUCAACCAUCCGUUCCAGAACAAACUUGAUCGAACCAAGAGUAGCAGAAUGGGCUGGUCAGAUAUAUCGAUAUCUCUUCGAGGUCCUUGUGUGGGCGAUCUUAUUCACCACUUCGUCGACCGUUGGAACUUCAUCUAUGACGAGAAGUACAACGUUCGAUCGGAUAAGCGUUACCAGAGAUUGCCCGACUACCCUCAUCAUCACAAAGACGAAGGCCCGGGAAUGGCAACUGGACCUCCUCAAGCUGGAGCGCCACCAAUCGAGAGUCUACCACAAGGAGGAGGGUACACCCAGCCACCGUGGCAAGGCUCCCUUCCUCAAGCCUCAAAGCCCCAACAACCUACAUAUGGCCGGCCAACUCAAGGCCAGCAGACUUAUCCACCUCCACCGCCAGGUCAACCACCAUCCUCAACACAACCGAUUUACAGUCAACAGUCCAGUAGCUAUCCCUAUAACCAGGCUAGCGGUCAGUACAGUAGUACCUCGCAAUCGUUUCCACCACCGCCUCCUGGUCCACCAACAAGUCAAUCACAAGGUCAGUAUGAUACCGGCUACAAUCAGCAAUCGAGCUACCAAUCUGCGAACAUCCCGCCGACGCAAUAUGGCUCCCACCAGGAGCAGUAUCAAACACGAACAAACUACGGUCAUGUACCUCAGCCUCCUGCUUCUGCGUUCGUCUCGGCGCCUCCAGGGUACGGUUCUCGACCUAACACUUCAUCUGGACUACCAGAAGCACAAGCUACCAGUCAACAACAUGCUCCGUACGCUGCACCUCAUGCCUAUGAGCAGCAAGGUCAACCCGGCUCCUCAGGACCAGCUGAGUUAGGCUCAUCCCAGUAUCGAAGGUACGAUGACCAGUCAUCUUCGAGAGGCUUUGAUGAUGAGCAGGGAUAUGGUUCAGCUAGCAGAGGUGAACGUGGUUUUGGGGAUGAGUCCUACGGGUACGAUGAGGGCAGAGAUCGUGGAUACGGUCGCAAACCUGGUAUCAGUCCAAGUCGUUUCGACCGCUACAAAGAUGAAGCCAAGAAGUUGGGCUUUGAUGUUGGUCGCUAUACGGACAAACUUGAAGAUCGACUAGAUGACAAGCUAGCUCAUCAUAGUAGUGGUCGGCUUGGUAGACCACACAGUGCUGGUGGUGGUAUGUCUUGUCAAUUAGUCCGAUCUUGCACCAAAUGGAGCAAUGGUACAAACACAGAACACUCUAUCCAGAACGCUUACAUCGAUCUGAUUCAGAAUUCGAAACAUUUUAUCUACAUUGAGAACCAGUUCUUCAUCACUGCGACUGGCGACAAACAGAAACCAGUCAAAAACAUGAUAGGCAAAGCACUAGUUGAGCGAAUUGUCCGAGCAGCUAGGGAGCGAACACCUUUCAAGAUCAUCGUCAACAUACCUUCUGUUCCCGCUUUCGCUGGUGACCUCCAAGAUGAUGCGUCCUUGGGAACUCGUGCGAUUAUGGAGUUCCAGUACAGCAGUAUCUGCCGUGGAGGUCACAGUAUUAUGGAGGAGGUGGCUAAAGCUGGAGUCAAUCCUAUGGAUUACAUUCGGUUCUACAAUUUGCGCAAUUAUGAUCGGAUCAAUGUUACUCCAGCCAUGCAGCAAGCUCAGCAGCAAGCCGGUAUCAGUUACGACGACGCCCGAAAACAGUAUGAAAGUCAGCUGGGUAGUGGUUAUGGCGGCUACGGCGAAAUCGCGGCACCAAAUGCUAUGCCAGGACAACCUGGACAAUCAGGAUUCGUUCCUCAGCAGGGAGCACAACAAGGUUAUUCAGCACCUCCACAAUCCUAUGGCAUGCCGCAUUCUUAUGGUGCGUCUCAGGGGCAAUAUGGCUCUACCAGAGGCCCCGAGUAUGGAGAACCUGGUACGCCAUAUGGUAGGCAGGUAGGACAGCAACAGUCUUAUGCUCAACAAGGACAAUACCAAUUCCCGCCACCGCCACAACAACCACAGCAAGGAGGAUACGGCUCACAACAGAUGCCACAGGGCUCUUAUCAAUAUCAGCAAUACGCUCAAGCUGCACCAACUGUACAAGCUGAUGACUGGGACUCGGUUGCGACCUGUUACAUGUUGGGUGGUCAGGACGUUCGCAACGUUCCAUGGUCAGGUCCGCCAGAGGCUGAACUCGACGCUUUUGUUUCGGAAGAACUUUACAUCCACUCAAAAGUCAUGAUUGUGGAUGAUCAGACUGUGGUAUGUGGAUCUGCCAACCUCAACGACCGAAGUAUGCUAGGCACACAUGACUCCGAGAUAGCACUCAUCAUCAAUGAUCCUGCACCCAUCCAGACAACGAUGGCUGGAAGACCUUGGCAAGCAAGUCGAUUUGCCACUUCAUUGCGACGACAAUUGUUCCGCAAGCAUUUGGGUCUUCUUCGCCCGCAAGACAUGCAGCGACCAGACGACAACUUCCUGCCUGUGGGUGUACCCAACGUGUAUGAUUGGGGCUCUCCUGAAGAUCAUAUUGUUUCCGAUCCACUGUCGGAUGCCUUCCAAAGUCUUUGGAACUCAAGAGCACGACAGAACACAGUAGCUUUCCGCAAGGCUUUCCGAGCUGUCCCCGAUGACGAGGUAAAUAGCUGGAAUGAGUACAAGGAAUUCUACGAGUACUAUUUUGCUCCGUCCGACCCACAGGCUGGUGCGAAAGAUCCAAAGAAGAAGCAAGCUCCAAGAGUAGAGUAUGGUCAUGUUGUGAGAAGCGAUUUUCCUGGUGGUGUGAGAGAGCUGAAAGAGCUUCUCAGCACUAUCAAGGGCACAUUGGUGGAGAUGCCGUUGUGCUUCCUGCAAAACGAAGAUAUCGCAAAGGAGGGUAUAUCUUUCAAUCAGUUGACUGCUGAAGUGUACACCUGA
Messenger RNA from Lithohypha guttulata, 4053 nucleotides. RefSeq lists its product as uncharacterized. Gene Ontology annotation, molecular function: D-type glycerophospholipase activity. NCBI's taxonomy places the organism in Eukaryota, Fungi, Ascomycota, Eurotiomycetes, Chaetothyriales, Trichomeriaceae. Gene Ontology annotation, cellular component: intracellular membrane-bounded organelle. Gene Ontology annotation, biological process: phospholipid catabolic process. The transcript is spliced from 2 exons. The coding region runs from base 1 to 4053 and encodes 1350 amino acids. The record is from RefSeq and is a predicted model, not a curated record.